This is a messenger RNA of Musca vetustissima, 1008 nucleotides long. RefSeq lists its product as uncharacterized. The record is from RefSeq and is a predicted model, not a curated record. The annotation marks the transcript as partial. NCBI's taxonomy places the organism in Eukaryota, Metazoa, Arthropoda, Insecta, Diptera, Muscidae. The transcript has a single exon.
AUGCUUGAUUUUCAAUCAAACUGUCUUCUGCUGAGCCUAACAACAAUACAUUACAUACGUCCAGACCUCAUUACCCACUAUUGCAACGACGAAAAAUAUUCAAAUUUUUCGAAAGCAUUAGAAAAUCAGCAACAAAAAUCCAAUCUCUCAAAAUUAUAUGCUCACUUGAUAUCAAAACGUUCCACUAGGAUAUCAAAUAACUACUCACGUGAAAAUACCAUGUUUAACUACGCUGAGGCACCAGUGACACCAAAACCACAUCACAAUGACCAAUGGUUGAAAAUACCACGACCAACAACAGACUUGUAUCAACAAACACUUUUCCACACAAACUAUUCGCAACCACAGAAACAAAAACAUCAGCAACAACAACUGCUACCACAACUACUACAGCGACGACGACAACAACGAACAACACGCGAUAAACAAUUCAAAAUGGUAGCGGAUGACAAUGUUCAGCAGCAAAUUUUUAACACUCAACUGAACAACGCUAAUAAUGUGGGAACAACAACAACGACUACAACAUCGAAUGCAACAUUCCCAUCGUCAUAUACCAUUACACCGGUCAUUUCACAAAUUCUUGCAACCCCAAUGAAAACAUCAGCAACAGCUGCCAGUAAUGCCAUUACCUCAACACGGUCCCCCUACAUGUUGUUAACAACGUCAGCAGUAACAGCUGUAACCUCAACAUUGGUCAAUAGCAGCAGGGUGGGCAGUGGUGCAGCCAUGAUUGCAUCAGCAGCAGCAUCACUACCACCGACGACACCAGCUUCUUCUUCCUACCCGCUAAACAUCAGCUAUGCAAUGACCUCGUCCAGUACAUCGUCGUCAUCAUCAUCAACACCCACAACUAUGUUACCCUCAACAGGAUCUGUGUUCUUUGAAGGUGAUCUCCUGCCCACGGUAUUUGUCAGUGGCAAUGGCAAUGGAAACAGCAGGAAUAACACAACCAGCGUAACGGGUAUGAUGGAGGACGAUGAUAAUUUGAAUUCGUUCUAUUUUUAUGAG